Molecule: messenger RNA, 1729 nt
Organism: Panicum virgatum (switchgrass)
Lineage: Eukaryota; Viridiplantae; Streptophyta; Magnoliopsida; Poales; Poaceae
Exons: 3
Coding region: 86-1384 (432 amino acids)
Source: RefSeq, a predicted model, not a curated record
CCACCGACUUGCCCUCCAAACCCUCGUCCCUCCCUCCCACCCCAGUACCCCCACCGCCAUUGCCGGCCUCCUCGGCUCCCCCAAAAUGCAGCUCCCGCUCCACCGCGCCAUCUCCGCCCGCCUGCGCCGCGGCCUCUCCGCGGCCGCCUCGUGCCCUCAGUGGGCGAUCAUCGAGGAAGCGGCGCUGGUCAAAUCGACGUCGCCCCGCGCGUCCCUCCAGCUCGCCAACCCUCCGUGCUUCUCCAGCCUCCUCGUCCCCGCCCACCGCAUCGACCCCCUGCCCCGCCUCGACGCCGACCCCAGUAGCGUGGGCAUCUUCGGCGGCGGCGUACGCGCUACGAGCGGCGACGGCCUCCUCCUCCUCCAGUUCGCGGACGGCCCCGCCACGCCUGCCGUCGUCGCCAGGGUCCGCGCCGCUCCGAAAGGCGAAAAGGUCCGCCUUGACAUCGACCCCGACAUCACGCGCCUCGUCUGCAACCCCCUCAGCGGCGAGAUGGUUCGCCUCCCUGACAUCGACGGCACGAAGAAGGUCCAUACCUGGCAUGCCCACGGCAUCCUCACCCGAUCCGCGCGCUGGCACGGGCCGCCUGACAGGUACGCCGUCGUCGAGCUCAGCGUGGACGGUGAAGGGGAUAAGAGGAGCUUCGUUAUGCGGCGCUUCUUCUCACAGACAGGGGAGUGGGACAAGCUCGUAGGCUUGCCUUCCCCGCUCCCGCGGCCGCGGUGGAUUGACAUCGACCAUGAGGUGCUGGCCUUUGCUGGACGGCUGUGGUGGGUUGAUCUGACCUGGGGUGCCGUCUCUGCCGAUCCGUUCAGCGACCGACCUGAGCUUCGCUUUGUCGAGCUGCCGAGGGCGAGUGUGUGGCCAUUGCCUGGUCCUGGCCCUGCCACGAGAACGAGCAAAUUCCCGGUGCAGGGUAGGUACCGGCGCAUGGGGGUCAGUGAGGGGAGGCUACGCUACGCCGAGGUGUCCCAAAAGGAGCCUUUCUUGCUAAGCUCGUAUGCCCUCGACGAGGAUGGCGACGGCUGGACGCUGGAGCAUCAGGUGCCGCUUAGCCGAAUCUGGGCCGAUGCAGGAAAACAGGAAGGUACACCACGGAUUGGCGUUAUUGAUCCACUGAACUCAAGAUCCAUGUGUGUUCUAAUGGGAAACCAUUCUCUUGCCAUUGAUAUGGAUACAAGCAAGGUAGUUGGGUGUUCAAUGAUAACUGGUGGAGGGCCAGAAGCAUUUUUGACAGCUUUUCUCAAACCGUGUGUGCUCCCACCGUGGCUUGAAUCAAGCCGGAUCCCCUCUUCAGGAACACUUUCAAGGAACAAAGACAAUGUUAAAAGCAAGAGUUUAUCAGACAUUUUAGUUCGUGUAGACAGGGUGAAGAAGAAUUGAGAUGAAGCAUCUAAUUGGUUACUUGGUUCCUUGACAUCAACUGACAGAGGUGUUUUAACGAACUAGGAAGCAGAUGGAUUGUAGCUUGCAAACUCUUAUUUGGGGAACUCUGGAGAAAUUUGGGUCUAUUACUCUAUUGGCCCUUGCAGUUUUGUUAUUUUGUCUUAUCUCAGAAAAGUUUGUAAGAGGUUUGGUUUUCUUGGGUUUUUUGUUUUUCUAGUGGGCCAGGAGCUUUGCCUGCACGCGAAUUCAGAAAACUGCUGUAGAACGACUCAGUUCAAUCAGCAUGUAACUGCCGUCGCAUAACAUUAUCCAUGCUGUGUUCAGUGCAGGCCAAUGGGCUCA